CAAAGUAAAAUACACCUAUUAUAAUUUAAGACAAAACGUUGAUCAUGGGAUUAUCUUUGUCUCCUUCUUUAUAAUUGAAGAUGGCGGAUCAGAAUAAAUAUUUAAUUUAUAAAUAUAUGUUUUAUCAUUGCCAUACAAAAAUGUCCGGGACCUGACUGGAUUUCCACUUUACCAACCGGGUCUGGGUCUGGGUCCAUCGAAUUAAAUGCCUGACAAUAUCACCGCCGUGAUUUAGCUAGUAUUUAGAAAUGGUGCAUUUUAAUACAUUUUAGUUAACAAUUUAUGCUGUAAAACACUGUUCAUCGGUCGUUAUUCUCAAUUUAGCAAAUAAUGUCGGGAGCGGCCGCCGGAGGGGCGUCCUCUUGCAUCGGCGCAGCCGCUGCCAGUUGUAGCUCAGCUGGGUCGUCCUAUGUUGCAGCGGGCGGGGAAGUGGGAAUAGCAGGCAGGCUACCUAGUCGGGUUCUGGAGCAUGUGUUCUCCUAUCUGGACUUGUAUGAUUUGAUGCGGUGCUCGUUGGUGUGCUGGCACUGGAACAACUGCCUCGCUGAUGAGAACAGCGAGGUGUGGCGGAGUCUGUGCGCUCGCUCUCUUAGUGAAGAGGCACUGCGUUCCGACAUUCUUUGCAAUCUGACAACAUACAAGGGAAAGCUCAAGUCCUACCUGCACGCUCUGAGUUCCCACGACUGCUCACGCAACGUCUACAUGAAGAAGAACGGUUUCACCCUUCACCGCAACCCCAUCGCCCAGAGCACCGACGGAGCCCGUGGCAAGAUCGGCUUCUCUGAGGGCCGCCAUGCCUGGGAGAUCUGGUGGGAGGGGCCCCUGGGGACCGUGGCAGUGAUAGGCAUUGCCACUAAGCGUGCUGCCAUGCAAUGCCAGGGCUAUGUGGCCCUCCUGGGAAGUGACGACCAGAGCUGGGGCUGGAAUCUGGUGGAUAACAACCUGCUCCACAAUGGGGAGGUGAACGGGAACUUCCCUCAGUGCAACAACGCACCCAAAUACCAGUGUAAUGGUGUCCAUCCACAGAUCGGGGAGAGGAUACGAGUGAUUCUUGACAUGGAUAACAAGACCUUGGCCUUCGAGAGAGGCUUUGAGUUUCUGGGAGUGGCCUUCAGAGGGCUGCCUAAAGCCUGCCUCUUCCCGGCUGUCUCAGCUGUCUAUGGCAACACUGAGGUGACCAUGGUCUACCUUGGCACGCCUCUGGAUGGAUAGCACCGCCACAACACCCGCUGGUGCCACGUCACAUCAGGUGUGCCAAGGAUAAUGACUGAUGGUUGACACCGAGAGGAUUCUAAACGAACAUUCCACAACCACAGGGAUGGACUGCAAAAUCAACAUGGAUGAGAGUGAACUAUUGAUGGACAAGAGGGUUUGACUAGGUUUUUGGGAAGUGAUAAUUGAUAGAGGGUGGGGGACUGGGGGCUGUUUCAAAGGUGUUUCUGACUCAACGUGGAUCCUAUCCACAUCAGCUGCUGGACCAUUUUAUUUACAGUACGGGAGGACUUUGCUUGUUUUUUUAAAUGUUAUUUUAGGAAGUAACAACACUGAGUCCUGUACAUGCGGACGGUUUUAUGAUGUCUGUUCCUAUGAGGCAAAACCAAAUAUGAACUGUGGCAAAUAAAGACCAAUCAUAACGUGUGUGUGACAAUGCAAGUUGUAACAUUUCUAGAGUACACGUGUAACUGCCAUGGAUGGAACAGCAAGGGGGACACUUCAGAGGACUAUACCGUAUGGGACACUUGGAAAAGACUGCUUCAGUAGAAAAGCUAGUCAUUGCAGUAUAACUGAAACGUCUCCUCUCUUCAGAUACAUUGUAUAGGAGAGCAGAAGUGAGGAGACCAUGCUACUGUGAAUCCAUUUUAAUUGUGGUGGUAUUCAUCAUAGUAUUUCAUUAUAUUUAUUUAUAGGUUUUAAUUCGUGGUACUAUUGAAGAGGUCAUGGAACCUUCAAAAUAAAGUCUACCUGGUGUCA
Messenger RNA from Oncorhynchus gorbuscha (pink salmon), 1971 nucleotides. It is a transcript of the gene fbxo45, whose product is annotated as F-box protein 45. Gene Ontology annotation, molecular function: protein binding. The transcript is spliced from 3 exons. Gene Ontology annotation, biological process: proteasome-mediated ubiquitin-dependent protein catabolic process; synapse assembly involved in innervation. Gene Ontology annotation, cellular component: synapse; SCF ubiquitin ligase complex. The record is from RefSeq and is a predicted model, not a curated record. Bases 331 to 1212 code for a protein of 293 amino acids. Lineage: Eukaryota; Metazoa; Chordata; Actinopteri; Salmoniformes; Salmonidae.